GCGAUUGUACAUUACACGUAGCUUUUGUAUAUUGUUUAAGAGAAAAACCUAAUUAUUUUGUAUUUUUGUAAUUAAAAAUUUUCUCAAUCGAAACAAAUUUAGUUGAGUUUUUCUCAUUUAUGUGAGAUGACGUAAAAAAUGUGGUGAAUAUUCGAUAUUAAAAAAAAAUUACGCAGAUAUUUGUUUUUAGUAUUUUUUUUUUGUUUCUGUGCGGAAUUGUAAAUAAAUUGUAUUGACGGAACCAUUGAUUAAAAAAGGCCAAAAUGUCAGACAACGAUCCGAUUGAAACUGGGACACACAUAGAUACGGGCGAUGAUCAGAUUUCAGUCGAUUCAACACGAGGCAGCCUAACAAAUUUACAGCAAAAUUUUAGCCAACAGCAGGCUAAAAUUACAGCGUUGAAAGAGCUUGUUCGACAGUCCGAAGAAGAUCAUGGUAAAAAUACGGCGAGCGCCCAAGAGAAGGCGAAAAAUAUAGCACAGCGAUUAACACAUCUAAAAUCGAAGACAUCACGAUCGAGACAGACGAGUGAAAAAUCGUUCACCGAAAUACGAGAAGAAAUAUCGAUUGAAAGUUGUAGUAGCGGUAGCAUGAGUAUGAUUGAAACUGAAAGUGUAGACCGAUCUGUUGUGACGCCAAUUCAACGAAGGCGCUCCGAGGCGCCGGGCAGUGAAAAGAUUCAAUUAUUACGCCAGCAAAUGGAGCAGAAUCGUUUGCGUAUGGCCGAACGAGAAUCGAAUAAACGUGGCAUCGAAGAAAUGGUGACCCAAUUAAAGGCCAAAUUCAAUAGUUCACAACAGUCAUUGGAUCGUUCGCAUUUAUUGGGCAAUUCAAUUGGUGAUUUAUCGGCACUGUCGACAAAAUCAUUGAAACAUCAAUCGGUUGGCGAUUUAAGUGGCGGUUUUAAUUUGGAACGUGAACGAAUUAAAUACUUGGAAAAGCGUAUCAAACAUUUGGAAAAUGAGAUGAAACAAAAAGAACAUGAAUUUUUACACCGAGAUCCAGAUUCCGAACAAUCGAAAAUGAUUCAACAAUUAAAUGCUCGCAUUUUGGAUUUGGAAGAGAAUCUUAAAGAGAAAGACGGUCUCAUCGAUGCAAAAACCAAAGCAGCCAAUCUGAUAUCCGAAUCACUGUCGCUUAAAGGCAAAGAUACGGUUGAUUUGCUAGAAGAGACUAAACAGGAAAUGGUUAAAAUGCAAGAGAAUUUCGUGGCCAAUGAAGAUGAAUUGAAUAAACGGAUUGCAGCACUUGAGAAAGAGAUACAGUCCAAGGAUAAACGUAUUGCCAAUUUGGAAGAGGUUAACGAUAUACUGGAGACGGCUCGCUUUGAUUUAACGCUUAAAAACUCUGAAUUGGAUAGUAAAACUGGCAGUGUUGAGGACUAUGCUAACAAAUUGAAUGAAUUGAAUAAAAUCAAUGAGACACUUCAGCAUCGCAUUGAAAGCCUCGAAAAUGAAAAAGAAGAAUCAGCAACAACAACAAUGGCAACGACCUCAACCGAAGAAAUUGAUGUGUCCGAAUAUGUGCAUCAAAUUCAACAACUUGAAACCCGAAUUGCUACUCUUGAAAGUGAAAAUGAUGAUUUGAAGAAAUCUCUUCAGUCGGCAUUGAAUACGCCCGCCUCCGAUGCCAGCGAUCAAGAACGAAUUAAUAAUUUGGAAGCAACCAUUUCGGCCCAGAAAGAGGAUGGUGAACGUCUUUCGAAUUUACUUCAAACCACCCAGGAUCAACUCAUGGAGAAGACUGUCGAAUACAACGUUCUAAUGGCAAAUUUCAAUGUUUUAGAUGAAAAAUUAAAAUCAUAUGGUCCAAAGUCAAUAUUUUCAAAAUCAACGGACGAAGAAGCACAAGCGGAAAUAAACAAACUCACCAAACAACUGGAUGAUGCCAAUAAAACCGGCAUCAAAACCAAGUUGAAAAUGAAACAGUUGCAAAAGCAAAUCGAUACAUUCAAAAAGACAUCGGAUACAAAUAAGGAAUUAGUUAAAUUAAUGGAUGAAAAUCAACGACUUGGCGAAAAACUAAAGGAAUUAGAAACAGAAAUUGCGUCGCUAAAGAGUCAAUGCUUAGAAUCGGCUGCUGAAGACGGUGAUGGUGAUCAUAAUAAGAGCACCCAAGAGCUGGAGGCGAAGAUUAAAGUAUUGGAAACAACAUGCCAAAAUCAAACAUCGGCCAUUCAACUGUUGGAGGAGCAAAAGCUCGAUAUGACGGCCGAUUUGAAUGAAACCAAAACCGAAUUGACAUCGUUGAAGGGUCACAUCAAAGAUAAAGACAAACAAGACGUCACGUCUGAAAUGGAUUCCAUUGCGAAUGAAGAACGCAUUGAAUCGUUGCUCAAGGAAAUCGACGCAUUAAAUGGGCAAAUCAAUCGAUUGGUGGCCGAAAAGAAAGAUCUGAAAUCGAAAUUGGAUCGAUAUAUUAGUGAAAAUAUGGAAUUAUUAGAGAAAAUCGAUAAACUAAGCAAAGGCAGUUCGGUUGAAUCAAUCGAAAUUCUGGAGCGUCUCACACAAGAAGAGAAACUUGAAAUGGAUCGUUUGCAACAAGCGGCAGAAACAAAUAUCAUCGAACGGCAAGAAAAUUGUGAUCACACCGAUGAUAUUUCAAAUGCACCGCAAUCCGAUUGCCAUGAAUCGAUCAAUGACAAUGCUGACGAUUCACAAAAAAAACUUGAGUCGCUUCUUGAGGAAAAUCGGCAAUUUUCACAAACGAUUGAUGAUUUACGCGCCGAAAAGGUUCGCAUACUUGAAGAACUUGAUAAAUCCAAAGCGGCCAAUCUAUCAACACUAAAGGAAAUGAGCGAAAUCCAAGGUGAAUGCGAUAAAUUAGCGGUCACCAUUAAAGAAGUAGAAGAAGUAAAAUUGAAAUUAGAAAAUGACAUUAUUCAACUGACAAAGGAACGGGAUUCAGCAUUGGCUAGUUCAAAAUCCAAAAAGCAAGAUGAACCACUUGUCGAUAGCAGCACAUAUGCGACGGGACUGAAGAAUCUUUGCUCCGAACUUGAUAAUUAUCGUAGUGCCAAGGAGAAAAACGCCAAGGUGGCUGCUUCAAAGAAAUUGGCAAGAGAGUCAAAGAAUAUGGCCGAACUGAUGGAAAAACUGCUAUUGAGCUAUAAUAGUAGCGUUGAAGAACUGGAGACAUUCAAGGCAGAAGUUGAAGGUGAACGUACCUCUCGGGCUGAACUCGAAAAGAGUCAGCUUUGUGCCAGCGAUAAAGAGGAGGAAAUCAAGGAGCUGAAACAACAAAUCGAUGAACUGCGCGAAAACAAGGAGAACCUCAAAUCAAAAUGUGACGAUUUAGAGCAACAAGUCGAAACACAGGAGAGCUCACACAAUAAUCUCGAAAAGUCGGUAGCUGAGCUAAAAUCCGAAAAUGAUCGAUUGAACGAGCAAAUAAAGAGUCUUCAAAUGGACCUGGACGACGCAAAAGAAAGUGAUUUCCAAGAAUUGCAAAAACAACGAAAAGAAUUCGAUAAUUUAUUGGAAUCAAAUAAAAAGGAGUUGGAAAUUUUGCGUGAUUUAGUCAACGAGCAAAAGCAACAAUUGAUAACUGCAUAUACCGAACAUGAGGUGGAGCAGAAUCAAAAAGAAGCUCAAAUUGCAUCGUAUACAGAACAAAUCGAGAAACUUCAACAAGAAUUGCGUGAUGCUCAAUCGCAGAUGCAGAAUGCAAAUGCCAGCUAUGCCGAUGAAUUAAAUGAGAAAAUCACUACAUUGCAAUCACUGUUGGAUGAAAAUAAACAAUUGAUUGAACAACAAACUGCCGAUUUAGAUCAUAAACAAUCAACCAUCGAAUCAUUGAAUCAACAAAUCAUGGACUUAUACAAAUCAAUGGAAUCGCAUACCGUUGAAUUGGCCGAAAGAGACGAUGAAAUUGAACUAUUGCAAUCGCAAAUCGAUAAAAAUAAGGCCGACAUCAAGAAAAUGAAUCAAAAUAAUUUGGCCAGUGAGCGCAAAGCAAAAGAAUUGGAUUCGGCAUUGAAACGAAAGGAGACCGAAUGGCAAAAAGAGUUAACGGAAAAGAUGAAUGAAUGGGAUAAACAGCGGCAAGAGCUUGAGACAAAGAAUAAAGAGCAAUUGGAGAAAUUGAAAAAGUUUGCUGCCAAUUUGAAGAAGAGAAAUGCCCAGUACAUCGAAUUAGAGCAGAAAUUCAAUGCAUUGUCAAAGGAAAGCCAAGUGGAACAGGUCAUAGUGCCACAACAAGUUCAACAGGUGGAAAGUGUUCCGUUGCAGCAGACAAGCAAUGAUUCGGAAUUGCGUGAGAAAAUUUCACAUUUGGAACAAGAAUUGCACGAGUCUUUAGCAAACACCGUGACUCUUCGCGAUGACAUCGAUCGUAAGGUGGCCGAAGUCGAAAAUCUUAAAUUAUGUUUGAGCGAAAAGACUCAUUUAUUCGACGAAUUGUGUGCAAAUUUGAAUGCCAAACAGAAUGAAAUCGCCGAACUUCAAGGGAAAUUAGUUGAAUUACAAGCGGUCAAAGAGGAGCUUACCAAAACCGCUGACGAUUUGAAGGCGAAAAAUAUUAAAAUCGAAAAGUGCAAAGCCAUUAUAAAGGAGAAGAACAAGGAAAUCAAACGUCUUCAAGAGCUUGAACAGGCAAUGCUAAAUAAAGAAUCGUCCGAAGUGUCUGCCAAUGAAUUAAAACUGCAACUUGAUCAAGCGCAAAGUGAAAAGGAUAAAAUCAACGAAGAUUUUGAGAAUUAUCGCUCGUUUAUUGAGACAAAACUUCAAAAUAGCGAUUUGGUGGUGGAAUCAAUUGAAACAGAAAAUGCACAGUUGAAAGAUCGCAUCGCUCGAUUGGAGGAGAGUAUAUGCAAAGCCGAAGAGAGACGAUCGUCACUUGAACGCCAUUCCGAAUUGUUGGGCUCACAAUUGAAGGAAAAACAAUCACAAAUUGAAAACGCCGAAGAUGAGUACGCUGAACGAUUACGCACUUUGGUCGGUCAGGAUGAGAUCAUCGAGAAAAAACUUCAAGAUAUGGAGAGCGAACGAGACGGUUUGCUAGAGACAUUGAAAGACUAUGAAAAUCAAAUGAAUGAAUGGAGCGGAAAGAACGAGGAAUUAGAACAACGCAUUUAUGAAUUGGAAUCAACAAAACUGGUCGAAUUGGAGGAAGAGAACAAAGAGCUAUCCAGUCGCAUUGAGAAAAUUGAAAGUGAACUCACUCGCAAACAACAUGAAUUCGAUCAAAAGAUUACCGAAAAACAAACGGAAUUAUCCGAAUUGGAGAAUGAACUGAGCAAUCAUUUGCAAAGCAUUGAAAGGGAUCGUCGUUCGAUGCAAGAGAAUUUGGAGAAAUCGAUCGAAGAGAAUGCACUGCUGCAGGAUCAAAUUGUGCAAUUGCGUGAAUCACAAUCCAGCCUUGAAUUGAGUAGAAAUGAAUUGGAAAAAGAAAUGACAUGGGUAAAGAUGCAAAACGAUACAAUGACUCAAGAUCAACUUGAAGCCCAAGAAUUGCGCAUGCAAGUGGUACAGGAUCAAACUGAAGUUGAUAAUUUGCAUGCACAAAAUUUGGAAUUGGUUGAAAAACAUACGUCCGAAUUGAAUUUGCUGCAAAUUCAGUUGACCGAAGCUGCAGAGGCACGUACCGUCGCCGAAGCCGAAGUUGAACGCAUCAAUUCGAUGCUGGCAACAGUUAGAGAUGAUUCAAUUCGUGAGUUGGACACAUUAAAGACGCAGAUAUGCGAAGAUCAAACGGAAAUUGUGAAUCUUCGCUUGAGAAAUGAUCAAAUGGUGACUGAUCAUGAAAAUGAAAUUGCCAAUUUACAUUCACGCAUCACCGAAUUGAGUGCAUCGUACGAACAUUUGCAACGUGAUGCCAGCGAAGUGGAAAGUCUUCGAAUGCAUAAGCAACAAUUGGAAACGGAAAUAACAUUGUUGCGACAGCAAAUUAGUGCAUUGGACGCACUUCAAAUGAAUGUUGGCCAGAAUAUUACACAAGACCAAAUGGAAGUGCAACAAUUAAGGUUGCAAAUUGCACACGAUCAAACCGAAAUCGAAACGUUGCGACAUCAAAUUCAACAAUUGCAUGCCAAUCAUGAAAGUGAAUUGGCCGCAUUGCGUCAACAAAUUGCAGAAUUGGACUCGCUUCGCAUGCAAGUCGGUCAAAAUCAAACCGAUGACCAGGUAUUCAUUCAAAACGAAAACGAACGCUUGCAAUCACUGUUGGCCGAAAAGGAAAUUGAAAUUCAAAAUUACCAACGGCAAAAUCUACAAUUGCAAAUGUCAGCCGGAGGCAUUUCGAACGAUCCAUUCUCCUCAUUCACAAACACCACGUCUGACAUGAACGAUGUAAUGACACUUAAUUCAAAAGUAUCCGAAUUAGAAACACGUUUAGAAAAUACGCUACACGAAAUCGCCGACUCAAAAGCACGAUACACAGAGUUGCAACGGCUCUGCAUGGAAAAGGACAGUGAAAUCGCUCGUCUACAAGAGAGAAAUCACAAUGUUUCAAGUGGAUCGGAGAGUAUUGCAAACGAACCGAUUAUGGUGAGUCAUCAAACACAAGCGUUGAAUGUUUCUCCAUUUGAAAUACAAGCUCCAAUCGAACCGGCCGCCAAUCCGAAUAUAUCGUCGAGCGGAAAUCAUGGACAACAAAUUGAAGAUCUUCAACGAAAUGUGUCCGAUUUGGAGAAAUACGUCACCGACUUAGAACAUAAAUUGAAAGCGGCCAAUGAAGAAAUCAUGAAGCAUCAUGUUGAACGUACCAAUUUCGAUAAAAUUUUAUCGACCAAAGCAAAGCAAUACGAAGACGAGCUAACUACGUUGAACUCAUCAUUAGCUGAACUCAGAGCGCAAUUAGUUUCGGUGCAAGAAACCAAUACAGCAACGGAACAAGUUUCUAUUCCAACUCACCAAGUUUCCCAAUUGCCAAGUGCUGCUUCAUUCUUUUUUUCACCAAAUGAUGACAAUCCAUUUGCUUCAAUCACAAGUAACUUCCAAGAGACCGGUGAACCCGACUAUUCCGGUCAAUUGCCUGUCGUUGAAGAGGCAAUCGUACCGAAAAAAGCCUAUGUCUGCGGUCCGGAGGAACAGCGCACUUUGUCACCGAUGAACGAUGACUGGGGAGAAUCUGCAUGGGGAAAUGAUGCCAUUUUGGAAGAACAACAUCAACAACAAUCGAUCAGUACAAAUCAAGCGGUUUUGAAUCAAGCUGCCAUCAAUCUGCAAAUUCAAAUCGAUGAAAUUCGAAAUGAACGUGACAAUAUUUCCAGUGAAUUGUCGUCGUUGCAAGUGAAGUAUCAAAAAUUAUUGAAAAAACUUAAAGAAUACAAGGUCAAGAUAGACGAGCAUCAACAUUCAAAAAUACAAUCGAAACCGUCGUUUGUUGAAUCAAACGACUUGGAUUUGGCCAUCCAAGAAGAGCUCAACGGUCAAAUCAAGGCUUUGGAACAAAAGUUGAAAGAAACAAAAGCCGAACAAGAGAAAGAUGUAGUAGAGAAGAAGAAACUUUUGAGCCGAAUCGAUGUGCUGACGGCGGCCAACGAUCGUAUGACGGAAAUGAAAGACAAACAAGAUAUUGAAAUUGAAGUGUGUAAAACAAAAAUACGUGAGUUGAAUGGACGAUUGGAAAAAUUGAAUGAAUGGGGUGAUGAGGGUGGUGCAAAACCGGGAAUGCAAGAUGAAAUUGCUGCUCGGUUGACCGAAUCACAAAAUCAAAAUCGAUUGCUUGAGGAGCGAAUUCAACGUUUACAAGCUGCGGCCGAUAAAGAUGAAUUUGAAGAUGAACGCGACCAGUAUUUCGACCAAUUGCGCGUUUUAACCGCCGAAAAAGUGUUACUGGAAGAAAAUAUUACAAUAAAAACCAACGAAAUUGAUAAAUUACAUGAAAAAAUGGUUGCACUUGAACGUCAAAAUAACGAUUUCAAAGCGACCAUUGAAAUAUUAUCGGAGGAAUCGAACAAUAUUAAAUUGCAUUUAGAUCAAUUGAAAGAUGAGCAUAAGCAAAAGAUCGAUGAGAAUACCAGUCUAUCGGAGAAGCUAACCGAAUUGGUUGAGAAAAAUGCAGCACUUGCCAAACAAGUCGAAGAGAUGCGUGUUUACAAUCUAAAUUCCCACGAUACCGAACAACGUAUUCAAGACUUGACCGCAAGUAUUCAGUACAAAGAUUCCGAAAUCAGUGCAUUUAAUGAGAAAUUAGAGAAUCAAAAGAAAACAUUUGAUCAAGAAUAUGAACGUUUGAAUAAAGAAUUGUCAAAUAAUGCCAAUACAAUUGCCGAGCUGCGUCAGCAAAUAGCUCGAGUGAUGGCCGAAAAUGAAAAUCUACUGAAGAACCAAGCACCAGUGACGCCACCACUAGAAAGUACAAGUACUGUUGAUAUUCAGAAAUUGCAGCAGGUUGUGAAUGAAUUACGCGAAGAGAAAGCAAAUAUGGAAGCUGAACUACAAGUGCUGAACGAUCAAGUGAUUAAAAAUUUAGAAAUUGAAGACCGAAUCAAGAGCACCGUUCUUGAAUUGGAUAUGAAAAAUAUCGAAAUUGCCGAAUUAAAAAAUAGCCUACAACAAAUUAAAGAAACACAACACAAUGCGUCGCCGGAUCCAAAUCAACAGCACCAAAUAACCGAAUUGGUUGGUAAACUGCAAGAGAAAGAUCUUUUACAUCAAUCAAAUGUCGAUUUAUUGAAUGCUCAGUGGCAACAAAUUGUUGAUCAAAAAUGCGCCGAAGUAGCGGACAGUUGGCGCCAACAUUUGCAAAUAAAAGAAGACGAAUUUGCAGCGGUGGGAAGUGAUUUACGUGAAAAACUUUUGCAAAUUGAACAGCAAUCAAAUACAACCAGUUCGACAACAUCCGAAACACAGAAUACACCCACCUCCGGUGAAUCACGUUCAGUUAUUCCAGAAUUACCCGAAUCCGAUGAUGCAAACGCCGAUCAAAGUGAAUUGAUCAAAACCAUGCAAAAUGCAUUGGAACAACAGGAAAUCGAAAUUGUCUCACUCAAAGAACAAUUGGCCAUUCGAAGUGCGGAAUAUGCACGAAUUGCCGCAUCUGUCGAUCCAUACGCUAUGAAAUCCACAUCGAGCAAUUUCUUCCCAUCGGUUAGUCAAACCGAAGAACAACCAUCCAAAGGUAAUGAAUUGGAUUUGGCACUGUAUAUGCUUCAUCAACGUGAUAUGCGAUGCGAAGAACUCACAGAAGAAGUCAUACAUCUACUGGACGAACGUGAUACAUUGCAACUGAAACUAUCUAAUUCCAUUCGUCAAUUUGAAGAAUUUAAACAAAAGGCCGGAGCUGAUGGCGUUGAUUCAUUGGAAUCAAGCACCAGCCCAGUAAAAUCGAAUCCAGCUUCUAGCGAUGCACAUUCUUCACACGAUGGCAGUUUUAACGAACCUUCGCAAAGCGAUAAUUUGGAUUUGAAAUUAUCCGAACUGCACAAAGUCAGUCAAUCCCGUGAUAAAACAUUGAAAGAGGAACGUGAGCAACGUCGCCGUCAAAUGAAUAUAUUCCAAAAAGAUAUGGCUAAUAUGCCACCAGAAGCGAUGGCUGAAUUAUUUGGACCAGAUUUUAAACCAAAUACACGAAACACCCAAAAUACAUCAUCAACAUUAAUGGAUUGGAUAUUGGGUCGUGGUGAUAAUGAACCAUACAACUGAUGGUUCAUUUUUAAAUCAAUCGAACUAUGCCCGGUGCACAGCUACAGUUUAAUUUGUUUUUGUUUUAAUUUAAAACGAUUUGGUUUUGAUAUUGGUGAUCUAUUUAAAAGCGACUCGUUUAACGACCUCAAAUUAAAGUAGCCCGAACACGAAAUGUAUUCAAAAGCCAAUAAAUAAAAACGUAGAGCAUGAUAAGCAAAACAGAAUGAAAAAUAUUAUUCAAAUUACCUGAAAAAAAAAUAUAUUUGUUUUAGAUUUUAUGGUUUAUCGUUAAUUGUAAAAGAAAAUAAAAAGUUGUGAAAAUUGAA
Contarinia nasturtii (swede midge) is the source of this 9895-nucleotide messenger RNA. RefSeq names its product protein lava lamp. Bases 264 to 9587 code for a protein of 3107 amino acids. The transcript is spliced from 8 exons. NCBI's taxonomy places the organism in Eukaryota, Metazoa, Arthropoda, Insecta, Diptera, Cecidomyiidae. The record is from RefSeq and is a predicted model, not a curated record.